AGAUUCGCUUUCGCGCCAAGCACGAACGCGUCGACCGCGCUUCUCUUCCGCCGGACGCCGUAGCCCGCGAACUCCUUCGCGCUCGGUGAUGCUCGACUGCGCCCGUUUCUUCUCCCACUGCAACGUCGUCCUCCCGGUGCUACAGAGCCGCGCCUGCUAGACUUGUGUCGGUGCGACCGCUCCAGGACUGACCCAGACAGAAAGUCCGGAGGAGGGAGAUAGACUUCCUUUUUUUUUUUUUUUCUUCUCUCGGCUCCGUUUCGCCGACGCAGUCGGAACGAGUACGCGCACUGCCGGUGAAGGCUUCGGCGCAGUGCCUUCUUCCCGUUUUAGCGAAUUUUCAGGGACGGGAGGUGCUGUUCUUGUAGGGACUCCUCGUCCGGUAUCCGGAGUGACAGCGUCUCUUCGAGAGCACGGAACUUGCUUGUUAGAUCAGUGUUCGAAUACGUUUUUCAGUGGUCCGUCGAAGGGCAUCUGAUCCACCUGGAAAACAAAAACUCUUUCUGUCACUGACGGAACGCAACGAAACGCCAUGUCGUGCCUUAGGAGUUUCUUCGGUUGGAUGGUCAUCGCCGCAGCGGUCACCGCCAUCACUGCGCAGAAUGGUCGGGAACUUGAGAAGCAAGUGGACUCGACCGAGACGCCCCCAAGCGGCAACAGUCUGACCCGGUGUUACGGCAAGUACGGCUGCUUCUCUGUUGGCGAGCCGUUCCUGUCCAUCCAGCGGCCCCUGAACCUGUUCCCACUUCCGCCGGAAACGCUCAACGUGCAGUUCUUCCUGCGCACGCGCCGUAACAACGAGUACUACCAGCGUCUCAAAUCGGGCGACGCCGACAGCUUCGCCGACUCGAAGUUCGACAGCACGAGGCCCACCAUGUUCAUCAUUCACGGAUACCUCGAGCACGGAUACCUCAGGUGGAUACUGGACAUGUCGACGGAGCUGCUGACCAAGGACAACUACAACGUGAUCGUGGUCGACUGGUCACAGGCGGCUCAGCCCCCGUACACCCAGGCGGUGGCCAACGCACGGAUGGUGGGCGCCCUGAUCGCCGACAUGAUCAUGCACAUCCAGGACCGUUACAGCGUGGCCGGCAGCGACUUCCACCUGAUCGGCUACAACGUGGGUGCCCACAUCGCGGGAUACGCCGGAGAGAGGGUCAAGGGCAUCGGACGCAUCACCGCCUUGGACCCAGCUGACCCGUACUUCGCCAACACCGACAAGGUGGUGCGACUGGACCCUACGGACGCGGACUUCGUCGACGUCAUCCACACAGGAGGUUCCAGCUUCGACUCCAGUCCAAACCGGCCGACGGUGCAGGACUACGGCCACGUGGACUUCUACCCUAACGGUGGCCUGCCCCUGGACUGCCAAGAACCAGGUCAGGAGUUCCUCAGGCAGGACGGUUGGGUCUACGGCGUGAGACGCUACGUGACCUGCAACGACCAGCGCUCGCAACAGUACUUCACCGAGUCGGUGAACAGCGACUGCCCCUUCUACGGGUUCGCCUGCGACAGCUACGAGAACUUCACCGUGGGCGCCUGCGGAUCCGGCUGUGGCUCUGACGGCAUGCAGUGCGCGCCCAUGGGCUACCGGGCCGUCGACUGGCGCCGCUUCGCUGACGAGAGCCGCAGUGUCCGCAUGUUCCUCACGACGUCCAGCACCACGCCCUACUGCCGCAACCAGUACCACGUGCAGAUCGGCGUAGCCAGCACGGAGGAGACCCGCAAGCAGCACGGCAACCGGGGCAACCUGUACGUCCACCUGCAGGGAUCCAGACCAGAGGCGUCGCUCGCCAACGUCGUCAUCAGGAAGUACGACGACUUCAGCUCGGGCAAGAAGUCCGAGUUCCUGGUGACCGCCGGAGACCUGGGCCGCAUCAUCCGGCUGGACCUGGAGUGGAGGCCGGACCAGGUGUUCUACCCCGACCAGAACCAGGUCUACAAUCAGCAGCAGCAACCCGGCGCCGCCACACCGGCAUUCGAGUCGCCCCGGCUCUGGGUCGACUACGUCCAAGUUCGCAACCUCGCCACCGGAGAGAAGUUCGUGUUCUGCGGCGAAGGCACCUUCCUGCAGCCCAGCGUCGCCAAGACCCUGUUCACCGGAGGCAGCUGCGAGUUCGAGGUCGGCUCCUCGAGCCCUUGAGGCAAGGCGCGCCGGCGCGUCUCCUCGCCUGCCAUCAUCCGCGACGGAGGAGGAAAAGGAGAGGAGACAGUCAACCAAGAGUAGUCGUCGGCCGUGCCAUACACGACCUCGCCAACCUUCGGGACGAGGCUCCCGGGCUUUUGGGGGAGGAGGAGUGGGAGGGGUGUGU
Molecule: messenger RNA, 2312 nt
Organism: Dermacentor silvarum
Lineage: Eukaryota; Metazoa; Arthropoda; Arachnida; Ixodida; Ixodidae
Product: inactive pancreatic lipase-related protein 1
Exons: 10
Coding region: 533-2143 (536 amino acids)
Biological process (GO): lipid metabolic process
Molecular function (GO): triacylglycerol lipase activity; protein binding
Source: RefSeq, a predicted model, not a curated record